Messenger RNA from Cloeon dipterum, 919 nucleotides. RefSeq lists its product as uncharacterized. The transcript has 3 exons. The record is from RefSeq and is a predicted model, not a curated record. Bases 54 to 866 code for a protein of 270 amino acids. Lineage: Eukaryota; Metazoa; Arthropoda; Insecta; Ephemeroptera; Baetidae.
GGGAAACGUGAUGGAAAUUGUGUCAGUCUGCAAUGUAACCGAGAAAAUGUAAAAUGGAGCGUUCGUUUUUAAUACUUGUCAUGGCCAGUUUAAUAGCCAUGGAGUUGGGGGUGCACGCUGGAAAAAGUGAUGGGCGGUGGAAAUACAUCAAGAAGCCAGCGUCCAAGAACAAAGUCAAAACCAGCAGUGAGGUAACAACUACGAGCUCAGAUGACCAAGACGAGAAAAGAGCCGAGGAUAUGUUGGACGAAAACGAAGAAUCCCCACAGCCGGAAUCUGGCGAUGGAGAUAUAGGAGGUGAAAAUUCUGGAAAUGCAGUGGGAGAGCCAGUGGAAAACCCAGCAUCGGGUAUUGAAACUGCAGUUUCAGGAGAUGAAAAUGGAAAUUCAGAGAACAAGGACCCAGCUUCAGGAGACGAAAAUACAGUGUCAGUAGCAUCAGGUGAUGAAAACCCAGCUCCGGUAAAUGGAAAUGCAGCGUCGGGGGAUGAAAAUCCAGCGUCAGGGGAUGAAGCUGCAGUAGAUUCGUCUGCCGAUGGACAAGCUGAUCAUGGUGCUAGUAAUAAUCCCGAUUCAAAUAGGGAAAGUGAUAAUAAUGGAGGCGAAAAUCCAGAGGGAGACAAUCCCCACUCAGCAUCGACCAAGUUUUCGUUGACUGACGAAGAAGAGCCCAUAGGAAGCACGACGCCAAAACUGACGGCUCUUUAUACAAAUGAACUAGGAGAACCAGUAACAAACUAUAAGCCUACUCCAAAGAUAUACAAAAUGCGGAGAACCUCGACCACCAUCAUCAAUGGCAGAAGAAUCAAAAUCGUGAACAACAGGCGAGGCUGGAAUAGACAGACCAUUUUACAUUCAGGAGAUUGAAAGAGUCUGUUUCAACUUGCAAUAAAAUAAUUCAAAAUUAGUAAACAAUCAGA